AUGGGCUGGUUCUGGAGUGAAACACCUAAAGACUUGGAGAAGCCCAUGGGCCACCCCAAAGGCGACAUUUCUCAGUGUCCUAUCGACCACAGCAAGUUUUCCAAGCAGUUCGAAAAGAAGAAGGUCGAGGCUGAGACCUCAUCUGCUCCCACCAAAUGCCCCGUGGACCACAGCCAGCGAUCAUCCUGGUUCUCCUGGGCUAAGCCUAGCGGCCCCGAUGCUAACAACAACAAACUGAACCCUCUCAACAUGAUGCCCGAUCUAUCUUCCCAGCGAGCUCCCGGCCAGUCCGUUGACCUUCCUCUGGAGCGAACCAUGUCCACCAUCCCCAAGGGCAAAGAGUCUAGUGCCGGUGUGUGGGAGUAUCCCUCUCCCCAACAAAUGUACAAUGCCAUGCUGCGAAAGGGCGGAGGAGAGAUCCCCGAGGAUGCCGUGGAGUCUAUGGUGGACGUGCACAACUUCCUGAACGAGGGCGCCUGGGUGGAAAUCUGCGACUGGGAGAAGAAGUACACGGAACGUACCGACGUGGAGCCGCGUCUGAUGAAGUUUCAGGGUCGACCCAACGACAUGUCUCCCCGAGCCCAGAUGAUCCAGGCGCUUGGCAAGGUAUUCCCUGCCACCUUUGGAUCUGCUGCUCCCUUUGACAGACACGACUGGACUGUUCUGCGAGCUGUUGUUCCUGCUGCAACAGAAAAAGAUACCGUGUGGCAGGAGGUGCGAUACGUGAUUGACUACUACUCUGGCGAUGAUGAGGGAGAGUCUGGAGACACUCCUACGUUUGUACUGGACGUGCGACCUGCCCUGGACAGCCCUGGUGCUGUGAUUGACCGAGUGGGCAAGUGGUCUUCUGAGACCUGGCGAAAGGCCAUGGGCGAGCCUCCUCUUCCCAAGUACGUUCCUUCCAACCUUCGAGACAUUGAGGAGUGA
Messenger RNA from Yarrowia lipolytica CLIB122, 927 nucleotides. RefSeq lists its product as uncharacterized. Gene Ontology annotation, biological process: cytochrome c-heme linkage. Gene Ontology annotation, molecular function: holocytochrome-c synthase activity. The record is from RefSeq and is a predicted model, not a curated record. Gene Ontology annotation, cellular component: mitochondrion. NCBI's taxonomy places the organism in Eukaryota, Fungi, Ascomycota, Dipodascomycetes, Dipodascales.